Messenger RNA from Erinaceus europaeus (western European hedgehog), 2899 nucleotides. It is a transcript of the gene PTGER3, whose product is annotated as prostaglandin E receptor 3. Gene Ontology annotation, biological process: phospholipase C-activating G protein-coupled receptor signaling pathway; adenylate cyclase-activating G protein-coupled receptor signaling pathway; positive regulation of cytosolic calcium ion concentration. Lineage: Eukaryota; Metazoa; Chordata; Mammalia; Eulipotyphla; Erinaceidae. Gene Ontology annotation, molecular function: prostaglandin E receptor activity. The transcript has 4 exons. Bases 212 to 1384 code for a protein of 390 amino acids. Gene Ontology annotation, cellular component: plasma membrane. The record is from RefSeq and is a predicted model, not a curated record.
ACUGGGAGCCAGUGGUUUCCCCCGCCGACGGCUGCGGUAGCCGUGGCCCGAGCAACAAGGUAGAGGCGGCGGCUGCGCCCCGCACCAUGGAGGGCAGCCCGGCCCGGGUCCCAGCCCUGGUCGCCACCGACCUCCGCCGCCGCCCGCGCCCCGUGUGCCAGCUCCCACUGCAACUUUCCGGGUGCCAUCCGCUGCUCACCUCGAAGCCAACAUGAAGGCGAUCCGGGGCUACGGCGGGAGCGCCCCUUUCUGCACCCGCCUCAAUCACUCCUACCCGAGCAUGUGGGAGCUGGAGCGCCCCGCCGAGGCGCGGGGCAACCUCACGCACGCCCCGGGGCCCGGCGAGGACUGCGGCUCGGUGUCGGUCGCCUAUCCCAUCACCAUGAUGAUCACCGGCUUCGUGGGCAACGCGCUGGCCAUGCUGCUGGUGUCGCGGAGCUACCGGCGCCGGGAGAAUAAGCGCAAGAAGUCGUUCCUGCUGUGCAUCGGCUGGCUGGCCCUCACCGACCUGGUGGGCCAGCUGCUCACCAGCCCCGUGGUCAUCGUCGUGUACCUGUCCAAGCAGCGCUGGGAGCAGCUCGACCCGUCGGGCAGGCUGUGCACCUUCUUCGGCCUGACGAUGACUGUGUUCGGGCUCUCGUCGCUCCUCAUCGCCAGCGCCAUGGCCGUGGAGAGGGCGCUGGCCAUCCGGGCGCCGCACUGGUACGCGAGCCACAUGAAGACACGCGCCACCCGCACCGUGCUGCUUGGCGUGUGGCUGGCGGUGCUGGCCUUUGCCCUGCUGCCGGUACUGGGCGUGGGCCAGUACACCAUCCAGUGGCCAGGGACGUGGUGCUUCAUUAGCACUGGAGGAAGGGGCAAUGGGACGAGUUCCCCGCACCACUGGGGCAACCUCUUCUUUGCCUCCACCUUUGCCUUCCUGGGUCUGUCGGCUCUGGUCGUCACCUUCGCCUGCAACCUAGCCACUAUUAAGGCUCUGGUGUCCCGCUGCCGGGCUAAGGCCACAGUGUCCCAGUCCAGCGCCCAGUGGGGCCGCAUCACAACCGAGACGGCCAUCCAGCUAAUGGGAAUCAUGUGCGUGCUGUCAGUCUGUUGGUCGCCUUUGCUGAUAAUGAUGUUAAAAAUGAUCUUCAAUCAGACUUCAGUUGAGCACUGCAAGACACAAACAGAAAAGCAUAAAGAAUGCAACUUCUUCUUAAUAGCUGUUCGCCUGGCUUCACUGAACCAGAUCUUGGAUCCCUGGGUUUAUCUGCUGCUAAGAAAGAUCCUUCUUCGAAAGUUUUGCCAGAUCAGGCACCACACAAACAACUAUGCAUCCAGCUCCACCUCCUUACCACAUCAGUGCUCCUCAACCUUGAUGUGCAGUGACCAUUUGGAAAGAUAAUGAAAGAAAGAAGUUGGACUGGUUUUUCUUUAUUCUGGCUUCCCUGAUUUAUAUUUCUUCCCAACAGAGAAGGGGAAUUUUAUAUUUCGAUUUGGAUUGUUUCUUCAGUUAUUUUUUUCAAAUGUUUUUUUCAAGUCUGUAAUGCCCACUGAGACCAGGCUUAGUAUAAUAAUCUGUGCCUGUCAAUGUCAAGUUGACUACUUGGAGUGCAUUUUGAUUACAUAUCAUAGAUGAUGAUUGGUGGAGAGAAAAAGAAAAAAAUCCUGGAAGAUUUUUUUUCUAGAGCUUCAAACCUUUAAUCUGAAUCUUAAUUGAUGUGGACAUCGUAUGCUUUAUAGUAAUAUUUAUAUACAAUAUGGGUUUGAAAAAUUAGUAUUAAAGGUUUUUGAAGCUGAAAGAUCAACAUACUGGAAAUAUAGCUUGUAAUCUUACAAUCUUGUAACUCAUUAUUAGUCACAAGUGAUUAAAACAAGCAGCUUGUUAAGAGCAGGAAUUCAGUUUAUAGGACACAAACCUAAUGAAACAGAAGUGGAUGUCAAAUGAAGGCAGGAGAGUUUUAUGACAAUGGAGAUUCAAACUAGUGUGUGAUUCAUGUUUUGGAGACAUUGUGUCUCCCUGGGUUAAAUUUAGAACCAAAAUUCCUGAGGUCUGUAUACUGAUUUAUGUGUCAUUUGGUGACUUACAAAUCAAUUUGCCUGUUAUUUCUCUAUUUUUGAGGAAUGAAGGGUAGACCUCUCAAAGUACCAACAUACACACACUAAAACUAGAACAAUAAAAAAUCUAGAGCCUUCUGACUCACCACUAUCACUCCAGAAUUUCUUAAAAAAAUUUUGGGGUGGCAUAUACAAUGGCAAAAUUAAUAAAUGACACAGAGUUCUCAAUUUAAACUAUAAACUGAAUUUCGUAUAGUGUGUUAUUCCUAUAGAUGCUAUUCUUGUGUAUAAUACCUCCUGAUUAUUUAGCCCAUAGAAGCCUUACCCAUUCUCCAGGCCUUUAAAUCAUGCCCAUGUUCUUAGGCCUCAAACAGUAUGUAUCUUUAUUCUCUCCUUAUCUGCUUCCAACACUGAUGUUACAUAGUGCUUGCUUUAGUGACUGCUAUAUGAUUUAAGUAUUAAAGAUGGUUACAUCCUGGAACCAACAGGAUCACUCACCUGAGAGGAUUCCUGCUUUACCAUGCAUGUUUUGGGUUUAAGACUCCAGUAUAACAUGUAUUAUUGUAGCACUGGAAGCUUUGGUGCUGUGAUAACUGUGUCUCUGUCUCUGUCAUCUGACAACAUCAGGCUGGAACAGUGAGGCCCCAACAACAUUGACAAGAAUGUUUACUUAAUUAAAUAAAAUUAAAAUGUUAUAUCCAGGCAAUGCAAUCACAUGAAGUCAAAAACAACACUGUUGGGGGCCUGGCAGUAGCGUAGCAGGUUAAGCGCCCAUGGUACAAAGCCCAAGGACCUGCAUAAGGAUCCCGGUUUGAGCCCCCAGCUCCCUUACCUGCAGGGGGGUUAAGGUUAUAAUAAGAAA